AAAUGCCUACACGUUUUACGUGGCAUCGCAUAGGUACUGCCCAGCCAAGAUGGCUGACAGCAUCCCGUUAAAUCCGGUGCGGAAGAACUCGAAGAGAAUCCCGUAUUAUAACUCAGCCAGGCUUUCAAGAUACUCUUUAGAAGAUGAGCCCUCUAACUUGGAUGAAAUGCCCCUGAUGAUGUCGGAGGAAGGCUUUGAGAAUGACGAGAGCGACUACCAGACUCUACCCCGGGCCAGAGUCAAUCAGAGACAGAGUGGCCUCGCCUGGUUCCUCCUGGGAGGAUGGAAAGUCCUGUGUGGGAGCUGCUGUGACUGUCUGGCUCAUAUAUGUCGGAGGAAGAAGGAGCUGAAGGCCAGGACAGUUUGGCUCGGCUGCCCUGAGAAGUGUGAAGAGAAGUACCCCAAAAAUGCCAUCAAAAACCAGAAAUACAACAUCAUCACCUUUGUGCCUGGGGUUCUCUACCAGCAGUUCAAGUUCUUCCUCAAUCUUUAUUUUCUAGUGGUGGCCUGCUCGCAGUUUGUGCCAUCACUGAAAAUUGGAUACUUGUACACAUAUUGGGCACCUCUGGGUUUUGUGCUAGCUGUCACAAUGGUGCGGGAGGCUGUGGACGAAGUGAGACGUUAUCAGCGGGACAAAGAGAUGAACUCUCAACUCUACAGCAAACUGACAGUGAGAGGUAAAAUUCAAGUGAAAAGUUCAGACAUACAAGUUGGAGACCUGAUCAUCGUGGAGAAGAACCAAAGGAUUCCUGCAGAUAUGAUUUUCCUGAGGACGUCUGAAAAAACUGGUUCAUGUUUUAUCAGAACAGAUCAGCUGGAUGGAGAAACAGACUGGAAACUGAAAGUUGCUGUUGGCUGCACACAACGGCUGCCAGCAGUAGGGGAUCUCUUCUCUAUCAGCGCCUACGUCUACGCCCAGAAGCCUCAGCUGGACAUCCACAGUUUCGAGGGGAAUUUCACGAGGGAAGACACGGACCCACAGAUCCAUGAGAGUCUGAGCAUUGAAAACACUCUUUGGGCCAGCACCGUAGUUGCCUCUGGCACGGUGAUAGGGGUGGUGAUCUACACAGGCAAAGAGACCAGAAGCGUACUGAACACGUCCUAUGCCAAGAACAAGUUUGGCCUGCUGGACCUGGAGCUGAACCGUCUCACCAAAGCCCUGUUCCUGGCCCAGGUGGUUCUCUCUGUGGUGAUGGUUGCACUGCAAGGGUUUGUGGGUCCUUGGUUCCGCAAUCUCUUCCGAUUUGUUGUCCUUUUCUCCUACAUCAUCCCCAUCAGUUUGCGUGUAAACCUGGACAUGGGAAAGUCGGCCUACGGUUGGAUGAUAACGAAAGACGAAAACAUCCCCGGCACUGUUGUGAGGACCAGCACCAUCCCCGAAGAACUGGGCCGGCUUGUCUAUCUGCUGACAGACAAGACAGGCACUCUGACACAAAACGAAAUGAUAUUCAAGCGACUCCACCUGGGAACAGUAUCCUAUGGCACAGACACCAUGGAUGAGAUCCAAAGCCAUAUAGUCCAGUCAUACGCACAGGCAACUUCCCAGCCAUCCAGUGGUAGUGCCACUGGUGCCACGCCAUCGCGGAAGACCCAGGCAUCGGGCCCGAAGGUUCGUAAGAGCGUUAGCAGCCGCAUCCACGAGGCCGUGAAAGCCAUCGCCCUGUGCCACAACGUCACACCGGUGUACGAGUCGCAUGCCGGCGUAAACGGGGAGACUGAAUCUGCAGAAGCUGACCAGGACUUCAGUGAUGACAACCGCACGUAUCAAGCCUCCAGCCCAGAUGAGGUGGCGCUGGUGCGGUGGACAGAAAGCGUUGGUUUGACCCUGGUGAACAGAGACCUGACCUCCCUGCAGCUGAAGACUCCCUCUGGACAGAUUCUCUCCUUUUACAUCCUGCAGAUCUUCCCCUUCACCUCUGAGAGCAAAAGGAUGGGCAUCAUUGUUCGGGAGGAGUCAACGGGGGAUAUCACUUUCUACAUGAAGGGUGCUGAUGUUGCCAUGGCGAGCAUCGUCCAGUAUAAUGACUGGUUGGAAGAAGAGUGUGGGAACAUGGCCAGAGAGGGCCUGAGGACUCUGGUGGUGGCGAAGAAAUGUUUAUCUGAGGAGCAGUAUCAGGACUUUGAGAAUCGCUACAAUCAAGCAAAGCUGAGUAUCCACGAUCGAACCCUGAAGGUUGCAGCAGUGGUGGAGAGUCUCGAGCGAGAGAUGGAGCUUCUGUGUCUGACUGGUGUGGAAGACCAGCUACAAGCAGACGUCAGGCCCACGCUGGAGCUGCUUAGAAAUGCUGGCAUCAAGAUCUGGAUGCUGACUGGGGACAAGCUUGAGACGGCUACGUGCAUCGCUAAAAGCUCUCAUUUGGUUUCCAGGAACCAAGACAUCCACGUCUUCAGACCGGUCUCAAACAGAGGAGAGGCCCAUCUGGAGCUGAACGCCUUCAGAAGGAAACAUGACUGUGCUCUGGUCAUCUCAGGAGACUCCUUAGAGGUGUGUCUGCGGUACUAUGAGCACGAGUUUGUGGAGCUGGCAUGUCAGUGUCCGGCAGUGGUCUGCUGUCGCUGCUCUCCAACUCAGAAAGCUCAGAUCGUCAGACUCCUCCAACAGCACACAGCCAACAGAACCUGCGCCAUAGGUGACGGAGGAAAUGAUGUCAGUAUGAUCCAGGCUGCAGACUGUGGCAUCGGGAUUGAAGGAAAGGAAGGGAAGCAGGCGUCGCUGGCUGCAGACUUCUCCAUCACUCAGUUUAAGCACAUUGGCCGCCUGCUCAUGGUUCACGGCAGGAACAGCUACAAGCGUUCUGCAGCGCUUGGCCAGUUCGUCAUGCACAGGGGCAUGAUCAUCUCCACCAUGCAGGCCGUCUUCUCCUCCAUCUUCUACUUUGCCUCUGUGCCUCUGUACCAGGGUUUCCUCAUGGUCGGUUAUGCGACUAUCUACACCAUGUUUCCUGUAUUCUCCCUGGUCCUGGACCAAGAUGUGAAGCCAGAGAUGGCCCUGCUCUACCCAGAGCUUUAUAAGGACCUCACUAAGGGACGUUCAUUAUCUUUCAAGACUUUCCUCAUUUGGGUUUUGAUCAGUGUCUAUCAAGGGGGCAUCCUCAUGUACGGCGCGCUGGUGCUGUUCGAGUCGGAGUUCGUUCACGUGGUUGCCAUCUCCUUCACGGCGCUCAUCCUGACUGAGCUGCUGAUGGUGGCGCUGACGAUCCGCACUUGGCACUGGCUCAUGGUGGUGGCUGAGUUCUUCAGCCUGGGUUGCUACCUCGCCUCACUCGCCUUCCUCAACGAGUACUUUGGCAUAGGCAGGGUGUCGUUGGGAGCUUUCCUUGACUUGUCCUUCAUCACGACUUGGCCUUUCCUGUGGAAGGUGUCCACCAUCACACUCGUCAGCUGUCUUCCUCUCUACAUAAUCAAAUACCUGAAGCGCAAAUUUUCACCACCAAGCUACUCCAAGCUCUCCUCAUGAGCCAAACUGGGAUUGCAUUUUUGUUAGGUUUGUAGUUCUGUACAGCAAUGAGCUUUGUAAUUUUCGCACUUUUUGUACACACUGGUCCUCAGUGAUGGACAGAGGAAACACUGGAACAAUCAAAAAAAACAAACAAACUGAAAGGAAGUUGUCUUUUUUUCCGGGGGUUUUGCCACUGAUACAUGGAAUUACUUGAAAAGAUUGAGCACAUAAUAAAAGACCGUCAGAGGAGGGGUACAGGCGUGGAAAAGAAGAGGGACGUGGUAUAAGUGACUGCACUUGGAAGGCCCGAAACACUUGACCCCACUUUUUCCCAAAGGGUCGACCUGCCUUCUUUUGUUUUAAAGCAUUUAAAUACAUCAGCUCGUCAUUUUAUACAGUUCAGAUGCAUUACUUUCAGUGUUUAGAUUUUUAUAUGUGGCGUUUGGAAACUUUUUUAUUAUAAGUGUCACCUUUUUUUAUUAAUGGUAUUAAUUACAGUUGCUGGGCGAUGUGUUUGAACAGUGUUGAGCUGCGGUAAGGGAGAAAAGGAUGAUUCGCUGGUUUCUUGUGUUACUGUAAAUAAACUCUUUACAUGCAGCUUUGAUUGUUACUGCUCUUAAUGUAAAACUCGCUGUGUUUCAAUCUCAUACAGACGUGCAUUAACCAAAAAUCUGAAGAUUUAAGAUGACAUUCAAGAGAAAAUGCUGUUUAGGUGUUGAGGGCAGAAGCUUCCUGGGACUGGCUUUGAAGUGAACUUUACAUUUUUAGGACAUCAAUCCGUAGUCUUUGUAGUGUAAAAUCAGAACUCCUGAGUAUUAAAUGUUUCCAUGUUUGGCCUUGAUUGUAUAAUUUCACACUUGUGUGCGUCUGUGGCCGUCAGUCCUCCUGUCAGCGUGGCAGCUCGCUUUGUGCCUCAUUAUGAUGUUCAUGUAUUCAAUCUGCAUCUCAGAGGUUUCGGUUCCUGUUUGGGUUUUUUGCCUCCACAGCCAUAUCUGAACUUGAAUCCUGCUGCUUUUCCUGGAGAACAAGUUUUUUUCAUGAUGGCAAACUAUAAUAAGGGCCCUGAUUAAACUCUGCUGGCUGAAAGCUUUUAGGGCUUUAUUGACAAUUCAACUCUUUUGCUUCUGUUUGAUUUUGACCUGCAGUGGACUUUGACAUUCAUCCCUUUUUAAGGAGGAAUGAGUUUUAUCAUUCGCUCCGUGUACUGUGAGCAUCUGACGAGAUAAUAAAAAGAAGAAAAACAAGGUAAAAGAUGUGGUAAAUGUACAGCUGAGGGAUACAGGUUGCAGUUUAGCUAUGUUUAUUAGUCAGUUUGUCAGAAACAUUACAGAGUUUAAACUCAGUUUAGAAAAACUAAACAAUGUAAUUGACAUAAAUUGAAGUUCAUUAUUCCUAAACGUGGUUUCGAUUGUGGCAGCUGUGCUGUAAAUGUAGCUACACUGAGGGGGCGGUGUUGGGUGUAGUUCUUUGGGGGGAAAAAUACAUUGAUGCAAAUUGCAUUAAAGGUUUGAAUUUGUGAUUUUCAUUCUUACAAGCAGCAGUUCCAGCUGUUGAUUCCUGUUUUCUGUGUUACUUUUCUUAUGAUCUUACUUUCCAUGGCUGACACAGCAAUUUCUAACUGUAUGUCUGUUAUUUAUAAAAACUGGUAUUGAUUAAGGAGUAAUAAAAAGACAUAAUGAAUACUAAAAA
Oreochromis niloticus (Nile tilapia) is the source of this 5128-nucleotide messenger RNA. It is a transcript of the gene atp9b, whose product is annotated as ATPase phospholipid transporting 9B. NCBI's taxonomy places the organism in Eukaryota, Metazoa, Chordata, Actinopteri, Cichliformes, Cichlidae. Gene Ontology annotation, cellular component: trans-Golgi network; plasma membrane; endosome. Gene Ontology annotation, molecular function: ATP hydrolysis activity; magnesium ion binding; ATP binding. Gene Ontology annotation, biological process: phospholipid translocation; endocytosis; retrograde vesicle-mediated transport, Golgi to endoplasmic reticulum. The record is from RefSeq and is a predicted model, not a curated record. The transcript is spliced from 30 exons. The coding region runs from base 50 to 3457 and encodes 1135 amino acids.